Messenger RNA from Aspergillus brunneoviolaceus CBS 621.78, 534 nucleotides. RefSeq lists its product as uncharacterized. The transcript has 2 exons. NCBI's taxonomy places the organism in Eukaryota, Fungi, Ascomycota, Eurotiomycetes, Eurotiales, Aspergillaceae. Bases 56 to 469 code for a protein of 137 amino acids. The record is from RefSeq and is a predicted model, not a curated record.
GCCAAGCAUAGACUACAGAAAUCUCAGUCCGCCUUUUCCGGAACACUAUCCUAGCAUGGCUAUCGAAUCAGACGACAUCACCUGGUUCGAUGAGGAUGAUCUCCUUGGCACGGAAAUGUCCUUCCCAUCUGGUUCAGCAUGGAGAUUGGAAAGCAAAAUCUACGAACAUAGUUAUUAUGAGGAACAGUCUGAAUGUGAGGCUUUGGGGAUUCAUUCCGAGGCCCGUGGGGUGUUCUCUUGCUCCAAGGUGUCGGGGAGUGGGCCACCCACUGCAGUCAUCAAAAUUCGUCAGCAGAUUCCGUGGUGGGAAACCGCGACGAAGACGCCCCAAAUUCGUGCCAAGCAAGCUUCUUCGGAGAUUCCUAGGGCCUUCAGUUCAGAGAUCGAGGCCUUGUCCCAUCUGAUGAAGGCUGGCUGCUCCAGUACCCCUUUCUUGGCUGUCCUGGAAGAAAGACCAACAGACAAUUGAUGAAUGGGUCCCGGGAGGGUACAAGCUGAGUAUUCUGAUGGAGAAGCUACCGGGAUCUAAUCCGG